Molecule: messenger RNA, 2653 nt
Organism: Aphidius gifuensis
Lineage: Eukaryota; Metazoa; Arthropoda; Insecta; Hymenoptera; Braconidae
Product: F-box only protein 32
Exons: 7
Coding region: 418-1464 (348 amino acids)
Biological process (GO): protein ubiquitination
Cellular component (GO): nucleus; SCF ubiquitin ligase complex; cytoplasm
Molecular function (GO): protein binding
Source: RefSeq, a predicted model, not a curated record
AAACAAAGCCAAACAGCUGAUGACGACAGACCCCCUCCGCGCAAUAAUAAAAGAUAAAAAAAAAAAAAAUAUAUAUCCGAUACAUAUCAAGAAAUCAAGAGACAAGAAUUAUUACAGUUGAGUUUUGGAUCAUACCAAGUGCUGAAGCAUAUGCUCCAGUGGGUCUCUAGUCCAUCAUGCUGAGACCAGGAUAAUAAGAUUAAAAAAAUAAUAAACAAACGGAAAUUAUUAUAACAACUCGUGUUCUCUUUUUAUUUUUUUAUUAAAUUGUGCAGUGAAAAAUAAACAAAGAAAAAAAACAAACUGUCAGUGAGACAAAAUAAUUUUCAUAUUAAAUUUGCGUAUUGUGAUAUUAAAAUAGUAGACAAAUAAUUAAUAAAUAAUUUAUUUAACAAGAGAACAGAGUGAGUUAUAAUAAUGCCGUUUAUAUCAAAAGACUGGAGAAGUCCUGGAGAAGAAUGGGUCAAAACUGUCGAAGGUUGGGAAAAAAAAAAAAUACUUGAAUGUGCUAAUAAUAAAACACUUUCAUUAUUAAUACGAACUGAAAAUAACGAUGAUAAAUGUGAUAAAGAAACUGAAAAAGAAAAGGAAAAAACAAAUGAACAUGCUGUCCAGCCUCACUGUCAUAUAACAUUGAAGUGUACUCGUGAGAUUGCAGGAUUUAAUGGACUCAGUGAUGCAUUAAAAAGACUUGAUUUUUUAUCAGCUGUUCAUGAUUAUCGUAGAUUUAACUACAUUGUACGUCUCUUGGAUUUACUUGUUAGUCAUACAAUGGGUGGUCUGAGUGGUUGUGCUCAACGAGUUUUAUUUAAUAUGCUUGAAGAAGUUGCAUUAGAAGUUGCAUUGUCUCAACAACAAACUGGAAAAUUACGAAGACUUAUUGAAAGAGUUCGUGCUUUUAGUGCUGCUUGUUGUUGGGGUGGUAGACCUCUAGGUUCAGUUAUUCUUUGGGAAAAACACAAAGCAGCACUUGAUAGAAUACUUCACAUUGCUUCGUCUAUAACAAUAACCCAGCCUGAUGAAGGACAACAACCUCAGUGGUCUGAUUUACCAGCUGAAUGUCGUCGUGAAGUAUUAUUACGUCUAAGUGAUCCUCGUGAUAUUGAAGCUUCAUCAGAAGCUUGUGAACAUCUUGCACUUCUUGCACAAGAACAAAGAAUUUGGCGUGAAUUAGCACAGUAUCAUUUUACUGCUCAACAAAUUUCAACAACUAUUUUAAAUAAUCCUGGUAAAGACUGGAAAACUAUAUUUACAAUUGCUCGAAGAAAUUUAGGAUUACGUGAAGAGUAUGCUGAGAUGAUACAACUUUGUAGAAAUUGUCGUUGUUUAUUUUGGCUAUCACUUGGACAUCCUUGUAUUGCUGAUCAAGAUCCAGCAUUUCAAGAAAAACUUGCUAAUGUUGAUCAAGAUUCUCUGUAUGUUCCUAUUCCACCGCAAACAUUUCUUAAAUUUUUUUCCCUCUGAAAAUCUACAUGAUUUUUAUUUUUGUCCAAUAAUCUUUCGUGGAUUAUCAAAAUAAUCAGCAUAACAAAGCAGGUUAAAAAAAUUAAAUUAGUAAAAAACAAGAAAAUAUAACGUUUUUCAUCCAGAAAAAUUAAUGCUGGUUUAUAAAAACGAAUAAAUUUAUUAGCACGUGUGAAAAAUAUUAUAGAUAAAUUUAAAAAAAUAUAUAUAUUCCUAGCCUGCUUCCUAUCACACUAUUGUUAAACAAUAUAAUAUUAUUUUUUAUGUUUCGUAAAUUUGUUAUUCAUUUAUUUAUAAUACACUUGAUAAUUAUUUUAAUUUUAUUCAUUUUUUAAAAUGGCGUACUGAUAAUUCAAGAUUAAUUUUAAGCUCCAAGGUUUUUUAAAAAAAAAUCUUGUUAUUCGUAAAAUUAAAAAGUACACUAGUUUGUUUGUAAAAAAAAAAUAUCGGGCAAGUGCAAAAAUUAUAUUUUUAAUUUAAACAAUCGUAUUAUAAUUAUUUGUUAAUUUUUUGUAUUAAUUUUUUGCUGCUAUAGUUGAUAAGAGUGUUGAAACUAAAAGCAAAUGAAUAUUUUUUUUUUCUAUAACUAUUUGUUUAUUAAACAAAAUUAUGUUUUGAUAUUGACUGAGUUUUUUUCUAUGUAUAUAAUUAAUAUAUGAUACUUUUAAAAAAUCUAAAUUGAAAAUUAAAUUUUCUUAUAAUUAAUUUGUCUACUAUUUAAGCGUGUUUUACGAAUUAAAUUCAGCACGAUUUAAAUGUUUAUAAAUAUCUCAUUGUUUGGAUAAUAUAAAAAUAAAAAUAUUUCAAUUUUUUUUUCUUCUAAAUUGGACAAUACGAUAAAUAAUUUAUUGCGAAAUUAUUCAUGAAAAUAUUAUUGUCUAGCCAAUUACCAAAUACGACGUAAAAAAAAAUGAAAACUUUUAAAACUGCCAAUUUAAAUGCUAUUGCAUUUUAUGUGAAUUGAAAUUUUAUUUACAAUAAUUAUAUUUGUUUUAAAUAACUUUAUUCUACAGAAUAUAUAUGAAAAAAAUUAAAAUCAAUUUCACUUAAUUAAAAAGUUGAGCAGAUCUUAAAAUUUAUAGGCUUUCAUUAGAUUUUUUGGUGACACAAUUACAUGAAAAUCAAUAUCACAUGAAUGUCCAUGAUGAAACCAUAAAUAAAAUGAAUAAAAUAUUUUAAAUAAUAUAUA